CACUAUUUUAUGAGUCAAUUGUUUUGAAUUGAAUUAUUCCAGUGAUUGACGAAUGCAUUGACUUAUUGUUUAAUACAUUAAAAUACAUAUGAAUUGACAAAACAAUUGAUUGAUUGAUGUAUUGAAUCAAUUAAUGAAUCAUUUGUUUGUGUCUUUGAAGAAGUUGUGAUCGUCAUCGUCGGCAUCAAAGUGAGUGAUCACUGGAUCACACCAUCGCUUCCAACCAUUGAUUUGAUGCAGAAUUCAAUUGUUUUCACACAAUGUGUCGACAAUGAAGACAAUCUAAAUUCUGUAAGCAAUGAUUUGUUGGACGAUUUGGUGGAAGAAGUACUGAUCGGUGUAUACUUUGAUGUCCACCGCGCGGCCAAACAUACAAAGAGUUUGUUUGUUGACGAAUCAACUGCUGAAGAGAUCGAUAAAUAUGCUAUAAUAGACAAGAAAGGGACGGACAUAUUUGGGGAAUUGCCAGUUAAGAAACAACACGAGUGUGAGUGUCCUAAUUGUCACCGAAAUUUGGCCGCUUCUCGGUUUGCACCGCAUCUCGAAAAAUGUAUGGGAAUGGGACGUAACAGUUCACGAAUUGCCAGCAAAAGGAUAGCCAAUACAUCAAUGAAGAACAAUGAUUCAGAUGCUGAUGAAUAUGAUAACAAUGCAGACACUGAUUGGAACGCCAACGGAGGGGACAAACCAACAAAAAAGAGGACAAAGAGACUCAAGAAUGGCAACAAUGGUAUCGGAAACGGAAUCCAUAAAAGGGUUUAUAAUUCCAAACAAAACAAAUCGGGUCUUAGUUCUAGUAAAUGAUUAUUUAUUUAAUUUAAUUUAAUUAAUUUGUGUUUUUGUACAUUAUAUACCUAUUGUAUUAUUGCAAUUAAUAUUAAUUAUGAUAUAAUAAUAUUGAAUUUAUU
This is a messenger RNA of Oppia nitens, 908 nucleotides long. RefSeq names its product SAGA-associated factor 11 homolog (gene Sgf11). Gene Ontology annotation, cellular component: DUBm complex; SAGA complex. Gene Ontology annotation, biological process: regulation of transcription by RNA polymerase II; positive regulation of DNA-templated transcription. The record is from RefSeq and is a predicted model, not a curated record. Bases 235 to 804 code for a protein of 189 amino acids. Gene Ontology annotation, molecular function: transcription coactivator activity. NCBI's taxonomy places the organism in Eukaryota, Metazoa, Arthropoda, Arachnida, Sarcoptiformes, Oppiidae. The transcript has 4 exons.